CGGCGGACUGCUCCAUCCGAAGGGAGCGGACCAUAGAGUUGGGCAAGCGUGGACGAGGAGCACCUGGCUUCCGGCGCUUGGACAAGAGGGAAUGAAGCCGCCAGGGACCUGGCCGGAAGUAGGGCACAGCUGCCAACUCGUCAUGCGGCUAUUGCUACUGGCUCCCGGACGAGCCCAGACGGGCAACGGCACCACCGCCCGGAGGAUCCAAGAUCAUUUACAAGCUGCAGGGCAUUUGUGUCUCUUGAAGGAUGCCUCUGAUUAUGACUCCCCGUUGGCAAUUUCGAAUCUCAUCUCUUCGGAGAAAUUGGAGGCAGCUCUGGGCAUCCAUCUCUUUAAAGCUGGAAGGCUUCUUCAAGGAAGUCCUGUUCCUUUUGGGAUUAUCUUUGGAGGCACGGAUGUUAACGAAGAUGCCAAAAGUGGGGAGAAGGCCCUAAUUAUGGAGAAGGUGUUGGAUGAAGCCAGGUUUGCUGUGUCCUUCACCAAAGCCAUGAGAGAAACAGCUGCAACGUAUUGGCCUCAAAGCAGGAACAAAAUCUGUGUCCAGGCUCAAGGGAUCGUGAGCCUCCCGAACAGGCAGCAUAACUGGACCGAAUUUCUGCAGAGGGCAGGGAUUGUCCAGGUCGACCAGAAUCUAUACAUCUUCCUGCUGAUCUGUGGACUAAGGAGAGUCAAAGAUCCUCUUUAUCUACUGGAUGUUUUUUCAGAGUGGCAUCAGGAAGACUCCAGGGUACAUCUGAUCAUCGUUGGACCUCCUGCUGAUCCAGCUUUUGCCAAAGAAGUCGAGGAGAAAGUGAAGAGGGCAACUGGGGUCCACUUAUUGCCAGCCAUCCGCCAGGAAGAUCUUCAUGCCGUUAUGGAAAACUGCUUUGCCGUUGUUAACAGUUCUGUAUCCGAAGGGAUGUCAGCUGCAAUUUUAGAGAUUAUGCGAAACCCGCUAAAUAGCUCGCUCCGCUGUGAACACCUCAAAGCUCAAAGGGGUGCCGGGAGAAAAGUUUUUUAAAAAGCAAGAAGAAGAAAACAACUAACAACAAAAAAGAGCAGAGGUUCCCACUUCCUUUUCAUGAUCUUCAAAAAGGUCAGAAAAAAUCUCUUUGGACUUCCUACCAGAGAAGCUUUGGAAGGUUCGGACAAGGUUAAAACCCCUUUGGGCUCGGCUCUCCUCUUUAAACAAGACCCCGAGGAGCGAAGGUGCAGUUUGGAAAAAAGCAAUAAUGGAGACCACAUCGGCAGCCUCAAGAUUCUCCUGUGCAAAAUUGCAGCUGGAAAAAAAAAAAAAAAUUGAUGGAAGUCGGCUUUGAAAUGCAAUUCCUUCCCCCCCACCCCACCCCCUUUCUGUUGACGCUCCAAAGCCUUUAAAUUUAGCCCAUUCGUUGCUGGAUGGUCUGGCCUGAAGUUGUAAAGUUUGUAUUCUGGAUGUUGUAGCAGCCAAGACGGAUUUGAGCUACUUCCACUUUUCUGGUUUAUGUUUCCUUUCUUGGGAGAUCCAGGCACGGUUCUCCCGAAAGAAGAACAACAAAACGACAGAAUAACAAGACUUGAAAGGGACCUUGGAGGUCAUCAAGUCCAACCCCCUGCUCAGGCAGGAAACCCUACACCAUUUUGGA
This is a messenger RNA of Crotalus tigris (Tiger rattlesnake), 1607 nucleotides long. RefSeq names its product glycosyltransferase 1 domain containing 1 (gene GLT1D1). The record is from RefSeq and is a predicted model, not a curated record. The transcript has 11 exons. Gene Ontology annotation, molecular function: glycosyltransferase activity. NCBI's taxonomy places the organism in Eukaryota, Metazoa, Chordata, Lepidosauria, Squamata, Viperidae. Bases 92 to 1003 code for a protein of 303 amino acids.